Molecule: messenger RNA, 429 nt
Organism: Effrenium voratum
Lineage: Eukaryota; Dinophyceae; Suessiales; Symbiodiniaceae
Source: the annotation of a GenBank genome assembly
AUGGACACGGAGAAGCUGGUGCCCAUGUUGCAGCAGCUGGGCGCGCGGCACGUGGGCUACGGCUUGAAGGGCCACUGCUUCAACAUCGCUUCCAAGGUGCUCAUCGAAGUGCUGGCGGAGUGGCUGGGCGAUAGCUUCACCAAGGAGGUGGAGAAUGCUUGGGUCAUGGUCUCAGGGUUUAUGGUGGCCACCAUGUACGCGGGCUUCAGCCAAGCAAAGUGGGGGGUCCAGAACAAGGAGAUGCAACUCAAAGACUCCUCAGCGCCCGUCUCCACCACUGCCAGCGAUAUCGACAGCAAGUCUGCAUCUCGCCAGAUCACACCUUUUGAUGAUGAGCAUGAUGUCAAGGAUUUCGACGGCCCACUCGACUUGCAACACCUGAAACUGCGUUCGGAGGUGUGUCCGGAGUUUGAGGCCUCUUUGAUCUAG